This is a messenger RNA of Acanthopagrus latus (yellowfin seabream), 1819 nucleotides long. RefSeq lists its product as uncharacterized. Lineage: Eukaryota; Metazoa; Chordata; Actinopteri; Spariformes; Sparidae. Bases 672 to 1484 code for a protein of 270 amino acids. The transcript is spliced from 7 exons. The record is from RefSeq and is a predicted model, not a curated record.
AUCCUGAGAGCUCGGAUGCAGGAGCCUGGGAGGAGGGCCGUGAAGGCACCACGCCGCUCAGCAGUCGGAGCACAGGCGGAAUGCGGCCGCGCAGGUUUAAGGGCGGUUAAGACGAAGCUCUCUGCCUCGAAUGCAUUUGUUUUUUCACAGACGUGCCUGGAAUACCACAGCUCCUCUGCCCUCCUCUGUUGUUCUUUCCCACAGUAAGGCUUCAGACGAGACUCUGCUCUCUCCUUAUGUUAGUGAGCUGUUGAACGUCGGGAGAGGAAACAGGCGGUGUGUGUGUGUGUGUGUGUUUGUUUUUUUGUUACCUGCCAGGAACAGACUGAUAAGAAGCAAAGGUCGUCUCAUGUCGUCAGUCAGGCCGGUCUGCGGAGAGAUUCAACUCUUUAGUGCUCAAAGUGACUUCUGUAGGAAACAUUUUAACACUUUAAACAGACUAGCUCCACAAAGAAAAGCUGUACAGAUGUGUAGCUGGUAGCACUGUGCCGUGUGUAGUUCAAUUACAGUCGGAUUUUUUGAUUGAAGCGACGAUGAACGCUCUUUUGAGGAUCGACAAGAGGAGAUGCACCUGUUUUCUUAAAGGGCCCGCACUCAAUUAUCUGCAAGGGACUAAUCAGCAGUGACGGACUGUAACCAAGUACAUUUACUCAAGUACUGCACCAGGUGUUAUGGAUCUACAGUGUUUCCUGUGCUGGAGAGUUGCCCUGCUGCUUCUCUUGUCGCCAUGUGGGCUCCAGUGUAUGUCGGUGCACAUCAUCAACAGGGAGCCCGUGCAUGUCAUCCCCGGCUCCGAUCUGGUUCUGAAAGCUCGCGUCGAGCAGGGGCCCCUGGAGAGCAUCUCCGUACUAACCUGGGAACGGGAGCUCGAAACCGGGCCCGACCCCAAGAGAGUGACACUGGCCACGUGCGUCGGCAGGAGCAUCAAGUGUGUUGGUACGAGGCCGAAUGUCUACGUGAACGUGGCCGAGAAGGAGGCGACCCUUGAGAUCAAAGCGUACAGCGACGAGGACAGCGGAGUGUACAUUCUGACCGUGAAGGAUCACAAAGGAGUCAACACCAGUGCACAGUGCAUCGUCAGGAUCUACGAGCCGGUGCACCACGUCUCAGUCAGCAUCAACGUGUCUCACUCCUCGCUGGUUUGCGGCGAGGCCUGGGGGACGGACCCCCACUUCAGCUGGCUCCACGAGCAGAUCGCCAUCACCAACACCGUGGGGACAGUCUCCAAGGACGGAACGACUCUGAUUGUGACCAAGAGUCCCUUCUGUGGCCACUUCACCUGCAUGGUCAGCAACAAACUGGGCUACAGCUCCGCCACCUACACUGCAGCACCUUGUGAGACAGGGGGGAGAGGGACAACAGCUGCCGUGGUGUGUCUCAUCUUCCUGCUGCUGUUCGGAGGAGUGCUGGCAUUUCUUCUGUGGAGGAGGCGCAGACACAGCAACAGAGGAGAGAGGCUGCAUGAGCACUUGGAUGCCAUCUGAAAAAAAACAAAAAGGUCUAAGAUACACUUGUGUUACUCAGAGGUAUCAGAGAGGAGAUCGGGGGAAACAGACCUGCACUUCCUGUCCUGUGAGCAGUAUGACCUUACACUGGAACAAUGUGAAGAGUGAACUGCUUGCCAGCAAACGAAAACAAAAAAUAUCUAAAAAUGGAUAUUCAGCUGUGAAGAGUCAGCACUGUCUUUUCACUGCCUCCUGCUGGACCACACCUGACACUGUACAAGCAUUAAUCAUUUUAUAUCACUGUGUAUUGUAUUGAAAUAUACUGUAUUGCCUUCUUAAUAAAAAUCCCAUCACAGACGGGGGAACAAAAGUGA